GAGAGCCAAAAAGUGCUCCUCAACUCGCUGUUAUUUUGCUGACCUUCGUCGCACAGCUUGAGAUCUGGUACUGCGAUCGCACUACAGUGUGAGGAAGAAAAAAACAUACACAUCCCCCAUGUGCCAUCUCGCUUUUUGCUGUUACUAUAGGUAUACAACGCAGUGAGAAUUCAUACACUGGUUAUCAGAGGAAUACACUUUAUUCGGAUACCAAAAAUAAAUCACAGCCUUGAAUAUCCGGUGAUUACGACUGUCGUGGUUCGAGGAGUGAAAUAUCGUCUAUCCGAUAUUGCCGGCGCGACGGAGCCACAUUUCAUCUUCGUCUCACGAUUCCUUACCUCAACGUCAAAAAUUUAUCCUAUAAUCAUCGCUCAUCACCAUGUCCGUCACUCAGCUACCUCGCGACACCGCUUAUCAGGUGCGAUCUUUGUUCCGCUCUUUGCUGCGUCAAUCAUCGCAAUUCUCAAAUUACAAUUUCCGGGAGUACGCCCGCCGGAGGACGAGGGAUGCGUUUCGGGGACAUGAGAAGGAGGUUGACGCGCGGAAGAUUCAGGAGUUCGUUCAGGAUGGUAUAAAGAAUUUGAGGAUGAUGAAGAGGCAAACUACUAUUAGUCAAUUCUAUCAGCUUGAUCGACUCGUCGUUGAGGGGCAAAAGACGGUGAGAAAUUUAUCACAUUCAACAAUUCUAAAAACACAUCUAAUAAAAUUAUUGCAGGGCAAGCAAACAGGGGAUAAGGGUGAUAUCGUACGUCAGAAAGACACUGGCUGGGAUUGACUGGUUGUUUCUAUCUGAAAGAGUGCUGUUGAUAUUAAAGCACCAUUGCAACCAAUCUCGCUCUGUUCAGUAGGAAAACACGUCGUCUGUAUACAUAGAACUCUGUAUUUCCAUCUAUUUGGCGUUUCAUAUCCUCUUGGAUAUUAUCUAGUCAUACAUCUCCACUCAAAAUGAUAUAAAUAAUCAGGUAGUCAUGAGACAUGUGAAAGGCGAUCAUGUUCUCAGUCUACAGUCAGCCUGAAGAAUGUUCUCCGGCAUAAUAUUUUCGAAAUACGUUCAUAUUUAUCGCCACAUCCAGGUUUUUCCGUUGUAUUUUCAGGCUCCAUAAAGAUAAGACAUUCUUUACUAUUACUUCCG
Talaromyces proteolyticus is the source of this 1132-nucleotide messenger RNA. RefSeq names its product putative iron-sulfur cluster biosynthesis protein Isd11. Gene Ontology annotation, cellular component: mitochondrion; L-cysteine desulfurase complex. Bases 380 to 775 code for a protein of 131 amino acids. The record is from RefSeq and is a predicted model, not a curated record. Lineage: Eukaryota; Fungi; Ascomycota; Eurotiomycetes; Eurotiales; Trichocomaceae. Gene Ontology annotation, biological process: iron-sulfur cluster assembly. The transcript is spliced from 5 exons.